AUGAACUCUUUGCGUACAAUUGCUCGUCGUGCCUACUCUACUGUUCAUCCAGGUGGACGCCCUGGAAUUACUAAUGGCUUUAUUGGUGCUAUUGGAAACACUCCUCUUAUUCGUUUAAACAGACUCAGUGAAGAAACAGGUUCUGAGAUUUUGGCCAAAGCUGAAUUUAUGAAUCCCGGUGGCUCUGUCAAGGAUCGUGCUGCUUUGUUCGUAGUGAAGGAUGCUGAGGAGAAGGGGUUGAUUCAACCAGGAGGCACCGUUGUUGAGGGUACUGCUGGUAAUACUGGUAUUGGUUUGGCUCAUGUGUGCCGUGCCAAGGGAUACAAAUGUGUCAUUUACAUGCCCAACACUCAGUCUCAAGAAAAGAUUGAUUUAUUGCGCAUGCUCGGUGCUGAAGUGCAUCCUGUUCCUGCCGUUGCAUUCGACAACCCAGAAAACUACAACCACCAAGCCAAGCGCCACGCUGAUUCUCUCGAGAACGCUGUCUGGACCAACCAAUUCGAUAACACGGCCAACCGUCGUGCACACAUUGAGACCACUGGCCCUGAGAUCUUUGCUCAAACAAACGGUGAGGUAGAUGGUUUUGUCUGUGCUACAGGUACAGGCGGUUCACUUGCUGGUACAGCGCGCUACCUCAAGGACAAGAAGGGAGACGAUGUCAAGAUCUUUUUGGCCGAUCCUCCUGGAUCUGUGCUUUACAGCUACUUUACCAGUGGCCACAAGUUGUUUGAGCGUAGUGGAUCUUCUAUUACUGAAGGUAUUGGUCAAGGUCGUAUCACUGAUAACUUGGGCCCUGAUGUGGAUUUAAUCGAUGGUGCUGUGAAUAUCAAGGACGAGGAUACCAUCAAGAUGCUGUAUCGUUUGUUGGAUGAGGAGGGUAUUUAUGUCGGUGCUUCUUCUGCUUUGAAUGUUGUAGCCGCUGUUGAGAUGGCCAAGCAGCUCGGUAAGGGCAAGAAGGUGGUGACUCUCUUGUGUGAUGGUGCCUACAGAUAUCAAUCUCGUCUGUUCAGUCGUCAAUGGUUGGAUUCAAAGAACUUGUCCAGUGCUAUCCCUGAUCAUUUACAAAAGUAUGUCGUUUUACCAUAG
Molecule: messenger RNA, 1086 nt
Organism: Mucor velutinosus
Lineage: Eukaryota; Fungi; Mucoromycota; Mucoromycetes; Mucorales; Mucoraceae
Product: Urease
Exons: 4
Coding region: 1-1086 (361 amino acids)
Cellular component (GO): cytoplasm
Source: RefSeq, a predicted model, not a curated record